Messenger RNA from Eleginops maclovinus (Patagonian blennie), 4286 nucleotides. It is a transcript of the gene bean1, whose product is annotated as brain expressed, associated with NEDD4, 1. The record is from RefSeq and is a predicted model, not a curated record. The coding region runs from base 219 to 944 and encodes 241 amino acids. The transcript is spliced from 5 exons. NCBI's taxonomy places the organism in Eukaryota, Metazoa, Chordata, Actinopteri, Perciformes, Eleginopidae.
GAGAGAGAGAGAGAGAGAGAGAGAGAGAGGGGGGGAGAGAGAGACCCUCACUCUGAUGUUGUUGCUGUCAGUGAUGUGCAGACACGUUAAGCAGCGGAUCAAAGGACUCCCUGGUUCUACGUUUGUGCAGUUUCAUUUAUAGCAGCAGUGUGUGGUAGUUGAAGUUGGCUUCCUGCCUGUUGAGAUGUACCAAUAGGAAUCACUGUGAGCGGGGGUUCAUGCUGAUGAAAUUGAUCUGCUCAGUGAGCUCAAACCAGAGCCAUGGGGAGUACCCGGACUGCCGGAGCGAGAGGGAGUCAGGGGGGGAGGCGUCUCUCCUGGUGUCUCCUCUGGUGGUGGCGGGGAUCGUUAUAGGUCUGGUGCUCUUCCUCUCCUGCGUCACCAUCAUCGUUGGCAGCCUGCGCAAAGACAGCCGCCUCCGAAACCCUCACCUCCGAGCCAGCUACGGUCUGGAUGGUUUUUCCUACGGAGGCUCAGUAGGAGAGCUGAGAUCUACCUGCUUAGAAGAUUUUCCUCCGGGUUUAGACUUUGAUUCCUACAGAGAGACUCUGUCCCAGGUCAACAGCCUGUACCCCGAUUCACCGCCACGAUACGAUGAGUGUGUUGGCCCGGGAUCGUCUCAGAUGUUCCUCCCUACAGACGACCCGCCUCCUUACUCACUAUUGGACCCCUGUCAGAGGGGGGAGGAGCAGGAUCCGCCUCCCCAGGAUCCAUCUCCGAACUACGGGGAGACUUCAGCCAGCGCCUCCUGGUUCUCCCCCUCCCACUACCCUCCGGAGCAUCAACACAUCGCCUCCAUCUCCUUCCCGAUGGAGGCGGCGCCGCCAUACGAGGCCGUGUUGUCCGAGCAGCCCCUCCCCCUCAUGCCAUGUGACCUUUAUAAACACCAAUCAGAGCGCGGGGAGCCGGCGGCGGCGGACCAGAUCUUGUCGGACUUUAAUUAAUUUGUUCCUUGGGCGUCCCCGGUUGAAUUAGACAAACACUUGGAACAAAAGGGUGUCAGGAGCAGCUGUGACUCUAAUGAGAUCUUGCUCUGACACAUUAAAAGGGCGGGAAACUUGCCAUCAGCUCAACGAACUGGAAAGAAGCUCAAGUUUUUAACUAUUUAAGUUUUAGGACGAAAUAAAAACUCACUGUAACUGUAAAGAUUGUGGAAUGACCUUCCUGCUAUUGAUGCUCCCUCGGACAAAGACUCCUCCUUCUCUUACGUCCUUUAAAAACAUCACUGUUUUUGUUUGCCAUGUUUUGAACGUCCAUAUAGCGCUUCUUUUCUCAGUGUUUCUACGACACAAUUCCUUGAUAACCUAUCACAGUUGUUGUACGACAGACUAGCUCCAAUCCUUUGCCUUUCCUCUAUCCGUUUGUGCUACUGGAUAUUUGUUUAACCAACCAGAGUCGCUCCUUCUCACAGUUUGUCUGAUUGAACUUCAACAUUCAGUCUGACAGCCGUAGAGCUGAAGAUCCGACAUAUAUAUAUAUAGGGAAAUAAAAACACUACAUUCAUACACGUUUGAUCUGCUCUAACUGUCUUUGUUAGGAUAGUUUCUGUCUCACAAGAACAAGCUUUUACUCCACAGUGACGUCACCAGAGCUUUGAUAAUCAGUUCAAAUAUGUUCAAUUAGACGACCAAAACAGAGGCGAACCCUAACCCUCUCCUCACUGGAACCAAUUCACAAAAAGACACUGGACACAGGCUCCUGGUCUCUCCUUUUUAAAUCAUGUUUAGGGUUUAGGCUGCAACACAUAUCUGUUAUUAUCAUACAGUAGAAGACAGCAGGCUGUGUGUAGAAGAGUGUGAACAAUAUCAGUGUGGUGUUUAGAGGAGUAGUGUUCACGCACAGAGAGUACUACCCUCCCUGAGUGAUUAGCAGAACAGCUGAUCUCCAGUCUCUGAGGUGUGUAAACAUUUAGAGCAGAGUAGCUUAAAAGAGGCCCUAUAAUUUGGGGUUUUCCCUUUCCUGUAGUGUGUUAUAUAGGCUUUAGUGCAUGUAAACGGUCUGCAAACACUAAAAUCUCCUCUACCACAGACUCCCCCGUCUGAAACGCCUCCAUUGGACUCCUUUGUUUACUUCCUAAACAUAGUGACAUCACUAUGUAACACUUGCUAGCGCUCCAACACAUUGUGCGUGAUAGGCUUAGGGGUGGGACAGCUCUAAGCGGUUGACCAAUCACAACAGAACCGGCCUGCUGACCAAUCAGAGCAGACUGGGCUCUGGUUUCAGACAGAGGGUGAAAAGAGGUGCUGCAGCACAGACAGUAUGAGAAAAAUAAAGAGCUUUCUGAACAUUAGAGCAUGGAGACAUGUCCCAGGAGAGACACUACAUAUGAACCUGGAGGUGAGCAGAAUAUGACCCCUUUAAGUGUGUCUUUAUUUGCCAAUAAAAUAGAGAGUGGAAAUCAGAAAGAGUGAGUUUACACGUGCAGCUUUAUGGACAUUUGCAGCAUACAUCUGUCACCACCAGAGAGGGAACUUGUUGUACAAACUGCCUAAGACUCUUUCUAUCCAGGGCUCUGGUUUUAUUAUCUAUCUUUAGUAUUAUAAUAUUGGACCCCAGCAGCCAAAUGUAGCUCAGAGGCCUCCUCCUGAAGAAGUGCGGUUGAUGCAUUGACACGUUAAACUGUAGACCUUUACACACCGUUGAGAUAAAUGCUUUUGUUUCCGUCUCAUUUCUGUGUUUCUAUGUCAUGAAGGAUUGGUUUGAAGUUUUUCACUGGUUGCAUGAAAGCUGUAGCUAAGGAACUGCAUUGUUUUAGCUGAAUUACAUCGUAUUUGUAAAGGGAAGAAACUGGCUUUAUGUAAACACGUCAUGUGGUCACUUUGUUCUUUAGCAAAUCAAGUUUGUUAUGAUGUUGAUGUUGGAAGCAUGGCAGAAGUUAUUUUCCAUAUUGAUCAAUCUUCCAAUUCUUUUAUUGAGUAAUAGAGGCUAUGCUUGGUCUUGAACAUGUAAGAAAAUAGAGAAAGAACAUCUAAAUUGACCGUGUUUUGUCAGACCCCAACUUAAUUUAUCUGCUGUUUUUCUGAAAAAUUAGGAUUCAAAUUGGAUUAGAAAACAAAUUGACAUCCAAAAAACAUAUUGAUGCGUCCUUACUACUAUUGAUCUGGUCUCAGUCUUUAUUCUGUGGGAAUCUAUACAUGCGUGGAUGAUCUGAUUAGGUGGCCAAACGUUAGCUCUAUUUGAAAUCUAAUUUAAAGCUUUUUCUAAUGGACUUUUUGUAGGGAAUUCAUGCACCUCAGAAACAUCCAUAUAGAGAAGAUGUCGUAAAUAGCGAGUAUACUCAUUAAUGUACAUUGUUUCUCAUCCUGAUUUUACUGGAGUUACUUAACUAUAGCUCGACUUAAAUCUAGUCAAAUGUUGUGUGAGACAAAUGGGAGAAAAGCAUAAUCCAGGCAGCAUUGUGUGCUCUUACAACUUGAAACUAGCUACAUGCUGCUGUUACAUCACAUCAGAUCUGUUUGUAAGAAAACAUAUCAUCAUUUCCCACCAGUUACUGAAGCAGGAAGUCAUUGAGGUUGAUAACACAAUUAAUAUUCAUAAUUUUAGAAAUGACGUGCAUAUUUUUGCAUUUCUUAUUCGAUAACUAGUGGUCAUUUAUCGUCAACAUUGUUUUUUGGGUAAAAAUGUGCCUGAUAGGCCUCAGACUGUUAGCUUGUAGCCAUAAUAAGAUGAUCCCGAUGCAACGUACCCAGUGCUUUUCACUUGUUGAUGUAGUGGAAGGUCUUCUACAUAAUUGAAAUCCUGAUAAUGAAAUUGUGAUGACUGGGAAAUAUCCCCUGUUCCACCUGCAGCCACCAGGGGGCGAUGCAGAGCUACGAUAACAAACAACAUUCAAUUAAUAAUCCUGGGUCUACUUUUCCAUGUGGUGUAACGUGAGGAGUAUUAAUGCUUUAUUAGCUUGUAGGGAAAGUAAAGAUCCUCAGGGUUGUCCGUGUUUUAGUAUUCGUUCAUUAAACGUAUAGAGAGAAGCAUCAACACAUGCCAUGACUUUAACACUAUUGUUCGUGCAUCGUCUGUAGGUAACUGUUUUACACCCUUCCUCUCUUUAUGUCACAACAGACGUCAUGUAUAUAUAUUAGGAACUGCUGUCAACUUUGUUUCUUUAUGAUAUGUAUUAGAGAUUUUGUUAAAUAUUUUCUUCUGCAGAGGAGGACGAAUAAAUCUGAACUCUUAUAUGAAUCUGCGUGGCACUCAUUGUGAAAUCAACUCACAAUGCAUGUCAAAUCUUAUGAUAUAAAGCUCUCUGAUUUGAUUUUAAACACUAGAUCUACAAAGGAAAGGCUGUCAAA